AUGUGCAAGAAAUUGACAAAUUUCGUGCCGAACAUCUCAAUUGUUAUCAACAAGUUAGCAUCUUCCCCUGUGAUUUUGAUAGUGUCUGCUAGAAAGAAGUUUACAUUCCCGAACGUGGCUCGUCGCCCUCUUCCGUUCAUGGCGGCCUUUCUUUUCCCUCUAGGUUCCUCCGAGCGCUCAGCCAAGGCUGCACACGCCAGCGACGACAGAAAACAUGAGACGAGGAGGGACUCAUCCUCCAACACGACACGCGAUAUGCGGUGCAGCGCUACAGAUAGACAGACUGCACUCGUUAUUCUCCCGAAGCUCCAAGUUCUAGAGCUAUUGAGGCGGACCCUACUGCACUGUACCUUGGGCUACCUCACCACGCCUCUCAUCCGUGUCUUCCCAUUUUCUCAGCCGUCGUUUCAUAGCACGGCUGCGGUAUGCGCGUACGGUAUGGGUGACGCAACAAACCAGCCGCAAGGCCUAAAUUUAGUGACCCACGAUUCACUCGGGCUGCGCAUCUUCUGUCUUCCGCCUUCGACACUGCCAGGCUGCCUCAUUUUCCUCGCCGCGAUGGGUGCGGGAGUGGGACACGGACAGUGCGAGCAAGGGGCACUUGAGCGGAGAGCAAGAAAAAAAAAGGAAGAGGCGGUGACGGCUGUUCUGCUCUGCCCAGUGCCGCCAACUACUCUGCUAGCCUCCCUCGGCUGUUGGCUUUGGAACGGUGAGGGGCAAAAGAAGGCCAGGGUACUGCUGCCGGAUGUGAUAUUGUUUCCAAUGUCUGGUAGCAUAUUCAGGACCACGGCAAGAUCACCAGCUGCUGGUACGAAAUACCUACCGACACUGCUGGUGGUCCUGAUGCGGACUGACGGUUUGCGCUGGUUGGUAGCUCGCCAGGGGAUGGGCUCGAAGGCUGGAGCUCACACUGUCGAUCGGUUGGGCUGGACUACACGGUAUUGGUGCGGGCUGGGAUGGUCCCCUGCAACUGUGACGCGACUCUGUGUCUCCGGGUUUCCUGUCCCAGCUCCGUCCGCGCCGCAUCACACACCUUUCUUCUUUUCACGGCUUGGGGCAGCACAACGAGAUAUUGCGAGGGCCCACCUUCAGCCACUUCGGCCCCACCGCUUCCCUGACGAGCCGCUGUGCUCUGCAGGUACGUACCUGCAUCCUGCGCUGCCUCUCACGGACUCCUCGCGUUCCUCACAGGCUCCCACCCUCCUCGAGCAACUCGAGCGGGGGAACUUUGGGGUGGCGCUCAUAGAAGCUCAGAAGGCGGAAAGUGGUGCACCCAUUCACAGCUCUACAGUAUUCCAACAUAUCGCAAGCACGACUAUCGAAAAGACACCAAUAUCAAAGCUUGCCGACAACGGACUGCCAUACAGAUACACAACACAGCAUACGCGGUUUAGCCCGUGUUUUCGUACCGCAUCCAGUGCGAGGUCUCCGUCCCGAGUGACUCGGAGUCACGAAACCUGCAUCCGGCCGCUCGGAGAUAGCUACUUACAGAACUCUGACUGCAGCAAGGACAUGCAGCCUGGUCGCAGUGGGGUUGCCCGGGCGCAUCGGUCGUUGCAUUCGCUCAAGCAGCGGCUGCAAGUUGACAAUAACGCGGGGAGUGCGCAGCUCCAGCAAGCGGCCGAAGUGAAUCCGCCCGCGCUGGUGAUCCCUCGUGGGCUGAGAGCCGAAAGUUGGAGCGUCGCAACAGAUCUCAACCCUCUGUCCCUAGACGGAGAGCCUCCGCCUCGUCCUCGCACGCAUCGAGUAGCGGGCGAACGUCGUGACGCGACAAUGAUUGGACCAGAAUCCCCCUCGAACGGAUUAUUUGAGUGGUUGGAAACACAUCAUUUCUGCAGCUGCUUAAUGGUCAGCUGUCUCUCUUGCACGAUUCGAGUGGGCGAGAAAGCGUCACGCCUCUUCCAGGGUACACAGACAUUGAGCCAGUCUGAGGGCAAAAGACCAGGGCUGAGGGACACACCGCACGCUGCCUACGCUAAUCUGCCACUCCCGUCGCCCGGCAUUUACUAUCAACGUCUAUCAAUGCUCGAUCUGGCCUAUCUAGACCAACGUUCUGGAGGCACAUCUCCUUGCACUCCAUGUGUUGCUUCAUCCUCGCCCCAUGCUGAUCCAUCUGGAGCAGUCACGAACUGA
Molecule: messenger RNA, 2133 nt
Organism: Colletotrichum lupini
Lineage: Eukaryota; Fungi; Ascomycota; Sordariomycetes; Glomerellales; Glomerellaceae
Exons: 12
Coding region: 1-2133 (710 amino acids)
Source: RefSeq, a predicted model, not a curated record